Metarhizium album ARSEF 1941 is the source of this 936-nucleotide messenger RNA. RefSeq names its product Rossmann-like alpha/beta/alpha sandwich fold protein. Lineage: Eukaryota; Fungi; Ascomycota; Sordariomycetes; Hypocreales; Clavicipitaceae. Gene Ontology annotation, molecular function: FMN adenylyltransferase activity. The coding region runs from base 1 to 936 and encodes 311 amino acids. The transcript has 2 exons. The record is from RefSeq and is a predicted model, not a curated record. Gene Ontology annotation, biological process: FAD biosynthetic process.
AUGGUAUUCGACAGUCAAUCUCUCGAGGCCUCCCAAUCGCCGCACCACAUGACGCAAAACGGCCAUAUCGUCGCUCCCAACGCAGCCUCGGCCGUGCCCCGCGCUCUCCCCGACAUUUGCUACACCUUGCGGCGGAUGGUGAUUGCGUUCCUGGACCAGCAGCCCGCCGACAGCGAUGUUGCGCUGAAGAGUACACAGAAGCAGGCAAGGGCCUCGAUCAAGACUGUCGAAGAGGCCCUGCGCCGGUACCAACCCGACCAAAUAUCCCUCUCAUACAACGGAGGCAAGGACUGUCUCGUCUUGCUCGUCCUCAUCCUCGCCUGCCUGCCCGCUCGGUACGAUUCCUCCGCCACAACCAACGGUGACGGCCCCGUCUCCAAAAACCCGCCGCCAACCAUGCAAGCCGUCUAUAUCGCGCCGCUCGAUCCAUUUCCCGAAGUCGAAGAAUUUGUUUCACGCACAACAAGGGAGUACCACCUCGACCUGACCCGCUACGUUCUCCCAAUGCAGCAAGCCUUGGAGGCAUACCAAGCCGAGAAGCCUGCCGUCAAGGCCAUCUUCAUGGGCUCGCGACGCACCGAUCCAUUCUGCGAGUUUCUGUCCGAAUUCAGCCCCACGGACAACGGCUGGCCCGAGUUCAUGAGAGUGAACCCUAUCCUAGACUGGCACUACACAGAUAUAUGGACUGUAAGCUAUCCCUCUGCGGUGACAACGUCUCCCCCGAAACACAAGCCUGACCUGCUUCCCAUCAAUCAGUUCAUCCUCCGCCUCGAGAUUCCCUUCUGCACCCUCUACCAACAGGGCUUCUCGUCACUCGGCGGCGUCAAAAACACCCGCCCGAACCCCGCUCUCGCCGUCAACUCUGAGGGGACCAAGUUCCGGCCAGCAUAUGAACUCACCCGCGACGACGAAGAGCGAUUAGGCCGCGACAAGUAG